AUGCGUUGGUGGCCAUGGUCAAAUCAGACACAGCAUGAGCAGCAGCAGCAGCAGCAGCAGCAGCAAGACAGACCGGAAGGAGAACCCGUACUGACGAACUACUCGCGGGGCCAGAAGAUUCUACUGGAGGAUACUCCGCCCAAGUUCACCAAUGACCUAUCCAACUCCCAGUUGGCCAAGAAACAAGAACGGGCCACGUUAAAGGAGGCCUGGGACUCAGUCAGGUGGGGCGACUUCUCUUUAGAGAGGCUGACGUCGAUCCCGUGCUUUAGAGAUGCGGGCAUGCUCGGGUUUUCCAGUAUGUUUUUGAUGGGGUCUGUCAUAUUCAUAUAUCAUAAAAGCCCCACAAAAGCCACGAACUGGGCCAUGAGCUCUCUGAUACUGGGAUCAAUUGUCGGGUGGGAGCAGUGUAGGUUGAAGAGACAAAAAAGCUUCCAGAUUGCCCAGUUGGCAAAGGAAACCGUGGCGAAAAAGGAAAGACCAAUGAUGCAUAACGUGGUGCAUGACCCAGCUUUGCCAGAACAAUGGGAGGUUGCCAAGAAUGAAAAGCAGGCCCAGUUCCAGCAAAGCAACCAGCGCCUAUCGCAGGGCUCUUCUGAUAAGAAAUGGUAUAAAUUCUGGUGA
Molecule: messenger RNA, 624 nt
Organism: Saccharomyces eubayanus
Lineage: Eukaryota; Fungi; Ascomycota; Saccharomycetes; Saccharomycetales; Saccharomycetaceae
Gene: COX20
Product: Cox20p
Exons: 1
Coding region: 1-624 (207 amino acids)
Biological process (GO): mitochondrial respiratory chain complex IV assembly
Cellular component (GO): mitochondrion; mitochondrial inner membrane
Source: RefSeq, a predicted model, not a curated record